ACCGCGUACAGGUGUUAACCAAACUCACUGGGUUGUACUUUCACCUGAGGUGGAAGUUGUGGGUUUAACUGGAAAGGCAAAUUAGCAGGACUUAUACACUUAAUGGUUUGACCACUUUUCAACUAUUGUUUAAAAUCUACACAGACUGAAAGUGCUGGAACGGAUCUCACUUGAAUCAGAAUCCUGAGUCAAACAUUUGUGAGCGAAGAUGAAGGUUGCUGCAUUUAAUAUUCAGCGGUUUGGGAUGAGCAAAAUCUCCAAACCCAAAGUCACGUCAACAAUUAUCAGUAUUUUAUUGCGCUAUGACAUUACCCUGAUAAUGGAAGUCAUUGACAGGACAGAAGAAGCCACAACAAAGCUGAUGGAGGAGCUCAAUAGACAAGCUAAAAACCAUUACUCCUUUGUAUUAAGCAAGCCCCUGGGACGAAAGACUUACAAGGAGCAGUAUCUCUUUAUUUAUCGUGAUGAUAUUGUGGAAGUGGAAAGAAGUUUUCAAUACGAAGACAUGCAGCCGGGAGAUGAGGAUGCUUUCUCCAGGGAACCAUUCGUGAUUCAGUUCAAAUCUCGAACCACAGUUGUGAAGAACUUUGUGCUCAUUCCCCAACACACAUGCCCUGAAGAUUCAGUCAGGGAAAUCGACGAAUUAUAUGACGUCUUCCUGAAGAUCAAAAAGGAGUGGAAUGUUAAGAACUUUAUGAUACUUGGGGACUUUAAUGCUGAUGGAAGGUACGUGACGAAGCAGGAGAUGGAAACAAUCCGACUCAGAACCGACAGUAAUUUUCACUGGCUCAUUGGUGAUGAUGAGGACACCACCGCAAACGUAAAGACAGACCGGGCUUAUGACAGGAUUGUUGUUUACGGAGAUUGGUUUUAUAAGCAGGUUGUUCCAAAUUCCGCCAAGCCCUUCAACUUUCAGGAAGCACUGGAGCUGACUGAAGAGCAGGCUUUGGAAGUGAGUGAUCACUACCCUGUUGAGGUGGAACUCAAAAUUAAGAAAUGAAAGACAGAGUCAGUGGAGGUGACAGCAUCGCAAGAACAGAAACUGGGCAAUUUCUCGAAAAUGCCGAACCAAUUGUUGAAUCUUAACAAAAUUUGGUGUGUCUAUUGUGUUUCAGUAUCUAAAAAUCCAUACUUUUGUUAUCAGCUGCACUGGCAAAUACAAACAAUUUGACCUUUAUUAUUCUUACAGCAGAAAGCAGGUUCCCUCACUUUUAAUAAUAAAAGUAGCAACUCACACCAAGGACAGCAAGAUACAAAUGUUAUAUGCAUUUGAGCACUGAUGCCCCAGUGACCAUUUAGUGAAUGUUAUUACUAGUGACUGGCUACUGAAUACUGGCAACAAUUCCCUCACUUAGUUCCUGUCAUGGUAGGAUGAUGUGUUUUUCAGCUGUAAACAUAUUUAACAAUAUUCGCGUUCAAGUAAGGUCCUUGAUCUGAAAUGUUCCUCUCUCAAUAAAUGCUGUUUUGACUUAGAGUAUUUCGGCAUUUUCUGUACGUACUUCAGAUUUUUUGAACCUGCAGUACGCUGCCUUUGAGUUUUCCCUAGUUCUUGGCUAAUGUUUGAUCAACAUCACCAGAAAACCAGAUUAUUUGGCCAUUAUCAUAUUGUUGUAUGUGGGAGCUUACUGCAAAGUGCUUUAGGGUGGCAGGUAGUUUUAGAAGGAGCUGCAUUCACUGAAAAUUUUUUUCAAUGACAGAAACAGCAAAAUGCAUUGAGAUUCUUGAUGAACGUUUGUUUACUAGCAGCACUUGUUUUAGUACAUAGUAUGAGAGGCCUGUUGACAGUUCAACAGCCAAAUAACCCAACAUCUUUGGUGUGGUUAGUACUGCUGCUGGAUGUGAGUUUGCUCACUGA
Messenger RNA from Stegostoma tigrinum, 1855 nucleotides. Its product is annotated as deoxyribonuclease gamma. Bases 209 to 1000 code for a protein of 263 amino acids. Gene Ontology annotation, cellular component: nucleus. The transcript is spliced from 10 exons. Gene Ontology annotation, molecular function: DNA nuclease activity. Gene Ontology annotation, biological process: DNA catabolic process. Lineage: Eukaryota; Metazoa; Chordata; Chondrichthyes; Orectolobiformes; Stegostomatidae. The record is from RefSeq and is a predicted model, not a curated record.